GGGUGUUUUCACAAAAAUAGGGCAACUCUAUUUCCGCAGCACAUUUCACUUGAAAUAAUUAAUAAUUACUUACUACCAAAUUUGUUAAAUAACAGUUCACAAUGUGUUUUAUUUAUCUCUCAAAUUAUGUUACAAGUGAUAUUAUAUUAUAUUUCUAAAAUCGGUUUUAUGGACCCCAAAUGUCAGUCCCUAGGCAUGUCCAACCUACGAAAUUUUGUGCUUAGGUAUCCAUAUUUAACAAGAUUAUUAAGUUUAUACUUAUUUUAAUUAAUAAUUUUUAAAAUGUUUAAGUACUCGAAGCUAAUUAUGUCAAUAUUUUGUAAUUUAAAUAAACAAUAAUUAUUUUUCCUCAAAUGAGUUUAGUGUCCUCAACUUUAUUCGUCAGGCCCUAGCCACUUACGAAUUUUAAAAUUUCGCGGCAUAAUUUUAAUGAACGUUGAAUAAUACUAGUGAAUUUUAAAGUAUUACAUGAAGUUAUCCGCAGACAACACUCGCUUUGCGGCGGCCAUUUUUUAAAUCAGUGCAAACCCGGCAGUUCGUCGGUCAUCACGUGUUGGAUCCAGUCACUUGGUCAGUCCCUAGCAAUAUGCCGCCUAAAAAGAAACCAAAAUUAUCCAAAGAAGAAAUAGCCAUUAAAAAAUCAGCUGCUGCAAAAGCUCGUUUACAGAAAAUUAAAAGUGAUCCAGUUUUAUUAGCACAGCACAAAGAGAAAGAAAGACUAAAGUAUUUAAAAAAGAAGGAGAAGGGUCAACGAAAGUUUGUCCAGGAUAUGACCUCACGUGAACAUAGGAAAAUAAAAAAGAAGUGGAAGAAGUACUCAUCUGAUUAUAGAAAGAACCUAAAACUUCAAAAAGUUUGUGAUAAUUUUGUUGUUGAAAAUACCCCACCUUCAUCUGACGAUGAAUCUAUCAGAGAACCUGUAGCUCCAGAACUGCUGAUCUACAAUGAAAACGUAAAUGACGACCUUAGACAAGUUGAAGCUAAAAGAAGAAGCCUAAUUCAACGGAAGGAAAGAAAUAAACUUUUGCAGAAAAAAUGUCAAAUAAUUGCCAAUUUAAAAAAGAAGCUUAACACUCAACUGAAGAAAUAUAGUAGACUGAAGAAAAAAAUUAAGAAAUCGAAGAAUUUGCUCACACCUAAAAGUAAAAUUGAACAACUAGCAGAAGAUCCUAAUCAAAGAAGAGAAAUUGUGAAAAAGGCGUUGUUUGGCGAAGUAUUGGAAGCUCAAAUUACGGAAAAUAUUUCAAAAGCUAAAACUCAUCAAGAGAAGUCAAAUUUCAAACAGCUUUUGUCGGGCCCAAAUGUUGAAAAAUAUAAACUUUGGCGAUACAGUUCCAGCUCUUUAACACAUAAAAAGUUUCGACCCCGUAUUCCUAAAAAGAACUUGAAAGAUAAGAGAAACAGAGUUGUCCAGAUGGUUCAGAGAUUUUAUGAAGACGAUAGUAAUAGCCGCGCUGCAGCUGGAAAAAAGGAGUGUAUUACUCGCAAUAGAACUAAAAAACAGAAAAGGUAUUUAUUAGACUCCUUAAAAAAUUUACAUAAAAAGUUUCUUGAUACAAAUGCCCUUAAAAUCGGAUACACAUUGUUUUGUCAGUUACGUCCAUUUUGGGUUGUACCUCCUAAACUAACAGAUCGUGAUACUUGUGCCUGUAUUUUACAUGAAAAUAUCAACCUAAAAUUAUCAGCUUUAAAAAAGGCAAAGAUUCUUGGAUUCGACAACCAUCAAUCAGGUUUACAGAUACUAUGUUGUAAUCGCUACUUAGAAAAAUGUUUAUUGAGACAGUGCAAUGAAUGCUCUACUAAAGUUUUACCAUAUGCUGAAUUCGAUAACAGUCAAGACAUCUUAGUUCAACAGUGGAUACACGGAAAAGAAACGAUUACAGAUUCUAAAACAAAAAAAGAACGUAUUAUUUCAAAGUACAAAAAAGAGACGACGAGUAUGAGGCCGCGAGAUUUGAUAAUACAACUGCAAAAUGAUCUGCAAAAAUUGUUUCAACACGAAGUUAAUAUUGUUCACCAGUAUAAUACUAUCAAAUCUCUCAAGCAAUCAUUAACAGAAAAAGACGUAGUCAUACAUAUGGAUUUUUCAGAAAAUUUCAGUACUAAAUGUAACCAGGAAAUUCAAGCAUAUCAUUUUGGAGGUUCUCGUACGCAAAUCUCUAUGCAUACCGUGGUUGUCUACACAAAAGAUUCAACUACUUCUCAUUGCACUAUUUCUUUAAAUUUAGCUCACAAUGUCGCAGCCAUUUGGGCUCAUCUACAACCAGUGCUCUUAUCUUUGCCGCCAACCAUAGAAAAUAUUCACUUUUUGAGCGAUGGUCCUGUAACACAAUAUAGAAAUAAAGCGAUGUUUUUCAUUCUGGCCUGCAAAAUUCAAGAGUUUUUUCCAAAUAUAAUGGCGUUUUCUUGGAACUACCAUGAAGCAGGUCAUGGUAAAGGAGCACCAGAUGGAGUGGGGGCAACUUGCAAGAGAAUUGCAGACAAAAGUAUUGCACAGAAUGCUGAUAUAACUGAUUUAAACAUGUUUGCUAAUACUUUGCGUGAAAGUUGCUCUGGAAUAAAGAUUUCAGUUAUUGAAGAUACCGAUAUUGAGAAUGUACAAAGCCUGAUCAGGGAGAAUGAAAGUAACUUUAAAUCUUUCAAAGGCACACUACAAGUGCAUCAAGUUACUGGCAAUGUAUAUUUUCCAAAUAAACUGAUUAUGAAAUCACUGAGUUGUUUCUGUAACUCAACUUGUGAUCACUACAAAUUAGGAACACUUCAAUUUACAAACCAAUCAAAACCUUUGAAUGUUGCUGAAUUUUACAACACAGAUUCUGAAGAGAAUAUUCCUUUAGCAAAUCUACGCAAAAACACAAAUAUUGUAGAAGCAGGUAUAAGUGAGGAUUUGGAAGAUAAAUUGAAAGUGACCUAUGGCAGCGGUGAUUACGUUUUAGUAAAAUUUAUGGUAAAAAAAAAAGAGUACCGCUAUGCUGCAAUUUGUUCGUCUUUUGAUGAUGAAGAAGGAGAAUUGUCUGUUACAUUUCUUAAAGUAUGUGACAUAGAAGGAAAACUAUUCAAAAUUGAUGAACAUGAUGUUGCUGAUGUGCCCUACACAGAUGUGAUUGAAAAACUGCCAGUGCCCUGUUUGAAAGUCAAAGGUGAUAGAGUAUUUUAUAACUUUAAAACUACUGUUAAUGUUUUCGAAAAGUGAGACUUAUUUUAUUUAGUUAUUGUUAAGUCUAGUUUAUGUUACUAACAAGAAUACAGUAAAACUGUAAAGUACAAAUUUAAGACUGAAUAUUUUGUAACAUAAAGACUUAUUUGAUUUAUAUAAUACCUAAAUACCUUUAUGUUUGAUGUUUAUUUUAUGACUAAGGAUUGUUUUUUGUUUCUUUACUUUUACAAUGUUAUUUUCUACCUCACCUACACCUUAACAAGUGAUUAUGAUAAGUGAGUAGCAUUCAGUCAAAGGCUGCAUAAGAAUUUGUUUUAAAGAAUCUUCCCUUACCUAAUAUGGCGAAUUACUAAAGGAAAGAAGUAUUAAAUAUUCAUUAUUUUUGUUACUUAUAACUUAUAAGCUCAUAGAACUAAAAUAAUUAAGUGAUUAACGUAUAAGCCCAACGUGUUGAGUGUAAGAAUUUGAUUUAAAGAAAUUCAUAAUUAUAUGACUGAUAAUUAUAAAAAACAAGCAAAGCAAUAUUGUGAUUUUACAAAUAUUCGUAAGAAAUAAAUAUAAUACUACAUACACAACUUAAUUCAUUACAAUAUCACUAUUGUUCAUCAGUCCCUAACUAUACCUAUCAGUCCCUAGAUCAACAAAUAUCAGUCCCUAAUCAAAGCUGUCAGUCCCUAGAUGCCUAAAUUUGCAAAACUCUAAAAAUCUCCUAAAAUAAGACAUAAAGUGGCUGGCCCUUUUAGAUAAGACACAAUUAAUUGAUCGCCUAUCAUGUACACUAACAGGGAAUCCAAUAACAAAUAAAAUUUAAUUAAGACAAAUUACUUCCAAAAAUGGCCUGUUUU
This is a messenger RNA of Pectinophora gossypiella (pink bollworm), 4002 nucleotides long. RefSeq lists its product as uncharacterized. Lineage: Eukaryota; Metazoa; Arthropoda; Insecta; Lepidoptera; Gelechiidae. The record is from RefSeq and is a predicted model, not a curated record. The transcript is spliced from 2 exons. Bases 587 to 3193 code for a protein of 868 amino acids.